Molecule: messenger RNA, 1862 nt
Organism: Sphaeramia orbicularis (orbiculate cardinalfish)
Lineage: Eukaryota; Metazoa; Chordata; Actinopteri; Kurtiformes; Apogonidae
Product: tripartite motif-containing protein 16-like
Exons: 1
Coding region: 71-1771 (566 amino acids)
Molecular function (GO): zinc ion binding; protein binding
Source: RefSeq, a predicted model, not a curated record
UUGAACAGAUCAGAGCUCAAACUGCUGUGACUCAGUGAAACUGAACCAGUCAUCGAGACACGAAGCAGAAAUGGAGCAGAAAGGAGUUCAGCUGAGUCGGGAAACAUUUUCCUGUUCCAUCUGUUUGGAUCUACUGAAGGAUCCGGUGACUAUUCCCUGUGGACACAGCUACUGUAUGAGCUGUAUUCAAACCCACUGGGAUGGAGAGGACGGGCAGAACCUCCACAGCUGCCCUCAGUGCAGACACACCUUCAUACCCAGGCCUGUCCUGGUCAAAAACACCAUGUUGGCAGUUUUAGUGGAACAGCUGAAGAAGACUGGACUUGGAGCUGCUGCAGCUGAUCACUGCUACGCUGGAGCUGAAGAUGUGGUCUGUGAUGUGUGCACUGGGAGGAAACUGAAAGCUGUCCAGUCCUGUCUGGUGUGUUUGGCUUCUUACUGUGACAAACACCUUCAGCCUCAUCAUGAAUCUGCCGCCUUUAAGAAACACAAGCUGGUGGAUCCGUCGGAGAAGCUCCAGGAGAACGUCUGCUCUCGUCACGAUGAGGUGAUGAAGAUGUUCUGCCGCACCGACGGUCAGUGUAUCUGUUAUCUGUGCUCUGUGGAAGAACAUAAAGGCCACGACACAGUGUCAUCUGCAGCAGAAAGGACUGAGAGGCAGAAGGAGCUGGAGCUGAGUCGACAGAAAAUCCAGCAGAGAAUCAAAGACAAACAGAAAGAUGUGAAGGCGCUUCAACAGGAGGCGGAGGACAUCAGCCGCUGCGCUGACGAAGCGGCGGAGAAGAACCGCAAGAUCCUGACCGAGUUGAUCCGACUCCUGGAGGAAAGAAGGAGCGAUGUGGAGCGGCAGAUCAGAUCCAAGGAGGAAACGGAAGUGAGUCGAGUCAAAGAGCUGGAGCGGAAGCUGGAGCAGGAGAUGACUGAGCUGAGGAGGAAAGACGCUGAGAUGGACAAACUGGCACAAACACAUGACCACAACCAGUUUUUACUCCAGUAUCCAUCAGUGUCCACACUCAGAGAAGAUCCAGACUCAUCCCACGUCCACGUCCGUCCUCAGAGUUACUUUGAGGAUGUGACCACAGCUGUGUCAGAGCUCAGAGAGAAACUCCAGCUCAGUCUGACAGAAGAAUGGACCAACAUCUCACUGAGCAUCAGUCAAACACAGGUUCUACUAGAACCAGAACCACAGACCAGAGCAGGAUUCUUACCAUAUUCACGUCAGAUCACACCGGAUCCAAACACAGUGAAUGAAGAUCUGUCACUAUAUGAGGAGAACACACGAGUAGCAUUUAUGAGACAAAAACCGAACUAUCCUGAUCAUCCAGACAGAUUCAGUUACUGGCCUCAGGUCCUGAGCAGAGAGAGUCUGACUGGUCGAUGUUACUGGGAGGUGGAGUGGUGGGGGGGGAGUGUUCGGGUCGCAGUCGCAUAUAAGUAUAUUCAGAAAAAAGGAAGGUCUAAUGAAUCUGGAUUUGGAUUCAAUGACAAAUCGUGGGCUUUAGAUUGUUCCGGUGGCUCUGCUUCAUUUCUUCAUAAUGGUGUCAGCUCUUCUGUCCCAGGUCCAGUUUCCUCCAGAAUCGGAGUGUACCUGGAUCACACAGCAGGUAUUCUGUCCUUCUACAGCGUCUCUGAAACCAUGACUCUGAUCCACAGAGUCCAGACCACAUUCACUCAUCCUCUGUACGCUGGACUUCGGUUUUCUUGUGAUGUUGGAUGCACUGCCAUCUUUACUAAACUAGAACUAAAUACAACUGAAACCCUGUUAGAAUAAUUGUACAUAAGUUAUCACAUUCAUGCCAUACUUAUCAUGUUAUUAUAUGCUGUGUUGAAUGAGGGCAAAGUGCUCUUCGAGUUCUUUUACA